UUUCGUCUGUCCCGUCGUAUUUUGUCACAAACGUUACGCUUUUUAUCGGCUUCCCUCUCCUAACUCUGGUCUUUUGCUGUUGUGCCUGUACAGUUGGCAGCAGCAAGUUAAAUGUAGUACAAGAGUCGACAGAGAAAUUUUUAAAUUGUUUACAGAAAUCAAGCUUCACUUGUUUUUUCCAAGUGUAUCUAUUUAUGUGUAUGUGUAUGUGUAUGUGUGUGCCUAAGAAAUGUGCUAAACCAGCUACACAAUUUAAUUAGGUUUUUGUACGAAAAGUAACAACAAUAAGUAAAACAACAAAUACAAAUUUCCAGUUUGCGAUAAAACUCAGAUUCCAAAUACAAUAUUCAAUUCUCGGGUCAUCCAAUGUCGCUUCAAGCAGAAUCAAUUGCAUAACGAACUGAUAGAGCCUGUAAGAAGAAGAAGAAUAAAGAGAAGCGGAAUCGGAAGCUAGCACCAUCCAAAAAUUCGACCUAAUAAGCGAAUUGCAAAUGGCCACAAACUGCGACUACAUUGAGGAUAAUGUGAAACAGCAGCAGAUCACAAAGACAACAACAGCCGCAGCAGGCGAAGCCACAAAGAGCGACAAGACCAAUGCCUCAUCUAUGAACGAGCACGAGGAAAAGCAGGAUGGCAGGGAGAAGGAGAAUAGUAAGGAGUCUGGACGGGAGCAGGAGGGCCGGGAGCUGAUGUGCCCGAGCAAUCAAAUGGAUAGCUUUGAGUGCGCCUUUGAGUCUACCAUGGAUGAUCUGGAGCAGGCGGUGCGCGACGGCUACGAAUCGGAUUCAGAGGCCAGCGGCAAUGGGCAAGCCACUGACUCCUCCGCCUCCAGCUUGAGCCAGCUGGCCGGCAUAGGUGGUCUGCAGUACAGUCAGCAGCUGGCGCCUCAAAUGGAGCUCCAGCUGCAGACGAUGCUGCCACGUGCCAAUUCCUUUGAUUUCCAAAGCAGCAGCGGCAGCAGCAGCGAUGACGAGAACGAGAACAAUGACGAUGAUGACGGUGAUGUGGAGGUGGGUGCACUGAAUCUGAGCUCCAAGUUUAGUCGAGCCAGCGAUGCACGCUACGAUAUAUAUCACCAGCGUCCAGCAUAUCUGUUGCCACCUUUCAUAGAGCGACGUCGCCUCUCGCAGUGCAAGGAGGAGGACGACGAGGAUGAGGGCGGUGACAAGUCACCGCCUGUGGGCGCCAAUGGCAGCGAGGGCUCGCGUUUUGAGCGCGUGUCUAAGGCGCCUCCGCGUCCACCCACCCCGCAAGAUGCCGCCUCCAAGGAGAAGUUCAAGGAUUUGGAACGUUUGCGGCAACAGUUCAUGCACAAAAUCGAUAGGAUCAACACGCGCAACAUUGAGGAGCAGUAUACGUCUCUGCCACCGCCGCCGCCGCCACCACCACCGCCCAUACCGGCCACCAUAUUGCCCAAGGCGCUCAAGGAGCUGCUGCAGUCCAGCGAGGCAAAGGCGCCCGCAGCGCCAAAGCCGCCAGCAGCUGCAGUUGCAGUGCCAGCAUCGCCGCCAACACCUACUCCUACACCCCUGCAGCUGCCACAGGCUGCUGAGCCGCCGCUCAUUAUCCGAGGAAAGUUUAAGGUGUCGCGUGCCCAGGAGACGCCCGAGCUGCGCGUGGAGGCGCAACAGCUGCGCGAACUUAAGCCCAGCGCCAAUUCACAAACCAUCAGCUUCCCCUCCAGCUUUGGCGGCUACUCCUCUGUGCAGGGCCUCUUCUCGCAGCGCUAUGGCAGCAAUCGGUUUCCCGUCGCUGCGCCGCAUCUCUCCAAGCAGUUCUUUGACUCUUCCCUGGUCGAGAUACGCGCACCCACGCAGAGCAAUCUGUCGCUCAAUGUCAACAGCCACAACCAAAGUCUCAAUUGUGAUAGUUUGGCUAGUAAGCCGCGCACGCCCAGUGAACGGGAACUAGACGAGAUCUGGAUACGACGUGCCCCAGCACUGUCCGGAGCUGGAGAUGCUGUUGAUGCUGCUUCAGCAGCUGCCGGAACAGCUCCAGUGCGACCCGUAUCGUUGGGUGGCGCCUCCACAAUGCCACGCCUACUGCUGCGCAAUGAGAGCAGCAAUUCGGCGACAAGUCCAUCGCGUCAAUUGACCAACUCGGGCUCAGUUUCGGUCUCUGUCUCGGAAGAUGAACAGGAUGGUCUGCCACGUGUGCCUGGCUCCCGACCCUCGAGUGCGCCCGCGGAGCCCAAUGCCAAGGCGGCCAAGAAGGCCUACAAGAAAAUGGAGAAAGAGCAGCGCAGACGUCAGGAGAAGGAGCAAUCACGCCGCGAGAAGGAGGCCCGCAAAUUGGAGCGCGAGACGGCACGUCGCAUUGAGCGCGAGGCGGCCAAACUGGAGAAACUGAAUCGGCACAGCGAGAAGAUCUCACGCAGCACGGAGCGCAUGGUGGGCAGCGGGGGUUCGCGUUCCGGUUCGCUGGAGCGGCGACGCAGCGGCGAGGAUUCGCCCGUGCUCAAUCAAUCGACGGUGCACGGUAUCGCCUCCCCGAAUCGCCGGCCCACCAUAUUCGAUGUGUUUAGGCCGCGCGCCAAAUCGGACGCCAAGCGGUACAAGGAUAAACAUUUGCUGGAUCCAUCCUCGGCCGAUAGCAGCGCCACCAGCAGCACAUAUUCCGUAUCUGGUGGCACGCCCGCUACAGCAGCAGCAGCUGCAGCAGCAUUGGCUGGUGGAGGAGGAGCUGGUGGAGGGGCUGCAACAAUAACAGCUGCAAGUGGCGCCGGCGGCCUCAUGAACUCCAUGAAAGUGGCCAUGCAGCAUUUUGGCCAUAAACAACAUCCCGCCGUAACGAUAACCAAUGCCGAUGGCACCGUCUCCGCCAAGAGCAAGUACAAAGAUGGCAGCGCGCAUCCGCAUCAGGGCAGCGACGCGCAGUAUUACCACACUGUUACCGCUGGGCGUCCGCAUGCCAGUGCCAAUCAGCGAUCGCCGAUGACCAAAGUUAUGGAUCUGUUUCGACAUCGUUCAAAUUCAGCGGUUAGCGAGGCGGACAAGCGCAAAGCGCGUGUUGCGGCGCAUCAACAACAGUUGGCUGUGCAAAGUGCUCACAUGCGUCGCGCUUCGGCUGACUUGGAGAAACGACGCGCUUCAGUUGGUGCUGCCGGCCGUAGCUACCGCGGCGACGGCACCCUAGAUCCUCACCAUGCAGCCAUACUGUUUAGGGACUCGAGAGGCUUACCCCGGGCCGACCCCUUCUUAGACAAAGUCAAUCUAUCAGAUUUCGAGGAGGACGACUCACAGAUCUUUGUCAAGUUCUUUCGUUUCCACAAGAGUUACGAUCUGAUACCCACCUCCGCAAAACUGGUCGUCUUCGACACUCAGCUGCUGGUGAAAAAGGCCUUCUAUGCUCUGGUCUAUAAUGGUGUUCGUGCGGCCCCGCUCUGGGAUUCAGAGAAGCAACAGUUUGUGGGCAUGCUGACCAUCACAGACUUUAUCAAGAUCUUGCAAAUGUAUUAUAAGUCACCCAAUGCGUCCAUGGAACAGCUGGAGGAGCACAAACUGGACACGUGGCGCAGUGUGCUACAUAACCAGGUGAUGCCCUUGGUCAGCAUCGGACCAGACGCUUCCCUUUACGAUGCCAUCAAAAUUCUCAUACACAGCCGCAUUCAUCGACUGCCUGUGAUCAAUCCAGAGAAUGGCAAUGUUUUGUACAUAUUGACACAUAAACGCAUACUGAGGUUCCUGUUUUUAUAUAUUAAUGCAUUACCAAAGCCCGCAUAUAUGGAGAAGAGCUUGCGCGAUCUGAAGAUCGGCACCUACGACAACAUCGAGACCGCCGAUGAGAACACCAGCAUCAUCACAGCGCUCAAGAAGUUUGUGGAGCGCCGCGUCUCGGCGCUGCCACUGGUCGAUUCCGAGGGACGACUCGUUGACAUUUAUGCCAAGUUUGAUGUGAUUAAUCUCGCUGCCGAGAAGACCUACAACGAUCUCGAUGUUUCGCUGCGCAAGGCGAACGAGCAUCGCAACGAGUGGUUCGAGGGCGUCCAAAAGUGCAAUUUGGAUGAGUCGCUGUACACGAUCAUGGAGCGAAUUGUUCGCGCCGAGGUGCAUCGCCUGGUCGUUGUCGAUGAUCAGCGCAAGGUGAUUGGCAUCAUUUCCCUCUCAGACAUAUUGCUUUAUCUGGUGCUGCGGCCGAGCGGCGAGGGUGUUGGCGGCUCGGAGAGCUCGCUGCGUGCCUCCGAUCCCGUGCUGUUGCGCAAGGCAGUCGAGGUGGAGUCAGCGGAGACAGCGCCGCCGCGCAGUCCAUCGGCUGCCAGCUCCGGCAAUCGCAGCCUGAUCGAGGACAUACCCGAGGAGGAGGCAACCGCAGCGGGUGCGCCAACGCCGGCGCCGAAGGGCGAUGCUGAUAGUGAUAAUAAUAAAUCCGCCAGUGAAGACAAAGCCAACAAUAAUAAUCAGCAUGAGCUGGCGGCGGCGUCAACGGCGACGACCAAUGGUGAUAGCAAUAACAGUCCAGCCGAAGUGUCCUUUGCCGAUGAGGCGCAUGAGCAAGCCGACAAUGAUGUAGGCGGCGAUGACGAUGAUGACGACGAUGAUGAUGAUGAAGAGGAUGAUUUGCAUCAGGAUCGUGAAGUGGAGCGCAAAAAGGCAGCCGCUGUCGCAAUUUCUGCGGCGGCGCGAACAGGCAAAGAGAAUGAGGAUGAAGACAAUGGGCUAAGCAGCGCCGUUUCCGCUGCCUCGGCGCUCGGCCAGACGCUGGCCACGCCUACGGCGCGCGAAAUGGCGCUGGUUAGUGAAUAAACUGUUAAUUUAAACAACAAACAAACAACCCAAAAUACAAACACAAAGUGAGCAAGCAAAAAGGAAAUAAACAAUAAAAACAUAUAUUCAGAGAAAAAAACAAUUAUAUUUGAAUAUUAUUAGUUGUUAGGCCCAAAAGUUAUGAUAUAUGAGAGAAAAUAUGAUUACAAUUAUAAACUAUUAUUAUGAUUAUGUAUUUUACAACAAGCAACUAAAAACACAACAACCCAACCAACCACACAC
This is a messenger RNA of Drosophila novamexicana, 4985 nucleotides long. RefSeq names its product 5'-AMP-activated protein kinase subunit gamma-1 (gene SNF4Agamma). The coding region runs from base 492 to 4742 and encodes 1416 amino acids. The transcript has 13 exons. The record is from RefSeq and is a predicted model, not a curated record. Lineage: Eukaryota; Metazoa; Arthropoda; Insecta; Diptera; Drosophilidae.